Messenger RNA from Eremomyces bilateralis CBS 781.70, 981 nucleotides. RefSeq names its product Fibrillarin. The record is from RefSeq and is a predicted model, not a curated record. The coding region runs from base 1 to 981 and encodes 326 amino acids. The transcript has 3 exons. Gene Ontology annotation, biological process: box C/D sno(s)RNA 3'-end processing; rRNA methylation. Gene Ontology annotation, molecular function: rRNA methyltransferase activity; RNA binding; histone H2AQ104 methyltransferase activity. Gene Ontology annotation, cellular component: box C/D methylation guide snoRNP complex; small-subunit processome; nucleolus. NCBI's taxonomy places the organism in Eukaryota, Fungi, Ascomycota, Dothideomycetes, Eremomycetales, Eremomycetaceae.
AUGGCAUUUACACCACGAGGAGGUCGUGGCGACAGCCGUGGCGGCCGUGGCGGGUUCGGUGGUCCUCCCCGCGGUGGACGAGGUGGUGCACGAGGUGGACGAGGAGGCUUUGGCGGUGGUGACCGAGGCGGAUUUGGUGGACGAGGCCGCGGUGGUCCUCGAGGUGGUCGAGGUGCUCCCCGAGGCGGCGAUAGAGGUGGCAGAGGAGGACGAGGAGGAUUCGGUGGCGCCGGCGCAAAAGGCGGACAGAGAGUGGUCAUUGAACCGCAUAGACAUGCCGGCGUGUUCGUCGCACGUGGUAAGGAAGAUCUGCUCGUCACGAAGAACAUCGCGCCCGGCGAAUCGGUCUAUGGAGAAAAGCGAAUCUCGGUCCAAAACCCGCCCGCAGAAGGCGCAGCAGAUGGUGACGCUCCCACGUCCAUCGAAUAUCGUGUCUGGAAUCCUUUCCGAAGCAAGUUGGCUGCGGGUAUCCUUGGUGGUCUGGCAGACAUCCACAUGAAGCCCGGCUCCAAGGUCCUCUAUCUCGGAGCCGCAUCCGGAACGUCCGUCUCUCACGUCGCUGACCUCGUGGGACCCACCGGCGUAGUCUACGCCGUCGAAUUCUCUCACCGAUCUGGACGAGAUCUUAUCAACAUGGCGACUCACCGAACCAAUGUUAUCCCCAUCGUUGAGGAUGCCCGACACCCGCUCCGAUACCGCAUGCUCGUUUCCAUGGUUGACUGCAUCUUCGCCGAUGUUGCGCAACCCGAUCAGGCCCGUAUCGUUGCCCUGAACGCUCACUUGUUCCUCAAGGUUGGCGGAGGCGUCGUCGUGUCCAUCAAGGCCAACUGCAUCGACAGCACGGCCGCGCCGGAGGUUGUGUUCUCCAAAGAAGUCGAGAAGCUAAGGUCAGAGAGGAUAAAGCCCAAGGAGCAGCUUACCCUUGAGCCUUUCGAGAGGGACCAUGCCAUGGUCGUCGGCGUCUACCAGAGAAGUGCUUAG